Molecule: messenger RNA, 699 nt
Organism: Racocetra persica
Lineage: Eukaryota; Fungi; Glomeromycota; Glomeromycetes; Diversisporales; Gigasporaceae
Source: the annotation of a GenBank genome assembly
AUGUCAUACUCAUUUAUGACAAAAUCGGGAGAAAUUCAAUUCCCAUUGAAUGUUUCUUCCGAGAUGGGAAUCUCUAAAUCUCUUAACGAAAAUUCAUUUUAUAAUGAAUUAUUCAGUAGGUCGCCAUAUCCUUUAACCCUUGAAAUUAAUGAUUUAAUUUCACCUCCAAAUUCACGAAAAGCCAUGAAGUACCAACAAAAUCCGACUUUAUCUCCCCCAAGGCCGCAAAAUGCUUUCGUUUUAUUUCGUAGAGAUUUUGCUGCAAAAUUAAAGCAAAAAGAAAUGAAAAUGAAGACCGGCGAAAUCUCACGAUUAGCAGCCGAAGAGUGGCAUAAACAGCCACAGAACGUUCUUUGUUUUUUCGAGUUUCUCGAAAAUUUGGCAAAGGAAAAACACAAGUUAAUGUAUCCUGAUUAUAAAUUUUUACCUAAAAAAAGGAAAGAAAAAUCAAUAAAAAUUAUAAAAGUUGAACACGAAAAAGCUCAAAACAGUAAUGCAACUGAUAACUCUUCCGAAAUGAUAUGUUUCAAUGCCGAAGAAAUUUUAAACGACAUGAAUUGUUUUUCUUAUGACAUUCCACGUUACCAGAAUAUUUCGAAAAAUACGUUGCUUUCCGAAAUUUCUGAUCAAAGUCCUGAUCAAGAAAACUUCGACAUUUCGGAUUUUAUUGAGUUUGAUCCGAUUAUUCCUAGAUUUUAG